Messenger RNA from Hyla sarda, 1631 nucleotides. Its product is annotated as isthmin-2-like. The record is from RefSeq and is a predicted model, not a curated record. NCBI's taxonomy places the organism in Eukaryota, Metazoa, Chordata, Amphibia, Anura, Hylidae. The transcript is spliced from 6 exons. Bases 160 to 1533 code for a protein of 457 amino acids.
GUCAUCCUGUUACUAUAUGAUCGGUGAUGUCAUACAGGGGGCGGGGUCUAUGUACAGGCUGUUGUUUCACUCAUAGAUGUUGUGUACAGUUGUAGCUGUUCCUGUAUAUCGCUCGAAUAAUGAAUAUUUUGACUCCUCCCACGAGCCGCCCCGUUAUUCAUGUCUGCAGUAGGCCCCUCCCAUGACGUAACGGCCCCGCCCCUUCUAUCGGAGGAGACCGAAGAGCGGCGGAGAUGGAGACAGAGUGACCGGCGGGAGAGCGACAUGAGCGGCCUCCUCCUCCUGCUGCUCCUGGCCCUGCACCCGCAGCGACCCCCGGGGGCCCCGACCCCCAACCAGGAGACUUUGGGGACUCCUCCAGGCAGAGGGUCGUCAGAAUGGCCCCUUGUUCCUGGGGCUGAGGGUUUGGGAUCCUCUCCUGCAGACAUUGCACCCACUCAGGAUUCCAGAUUCCUACUGGGGCUGAAGGGGUUAAUCCAGGCCAACCUGAGCUCAGAGAACCCCAAUAUCCAGGUAACUAUUGAGGUGGAUCCCAGUUCUCAGGCGGAGGUGGAGCUGGAUCUCUCGGACACUCGCACGGAUUGGGGGGACCCGCAGUGGCGGACGCACCACGCGCUUUUCUGGCCGCUCUUCUGGGAAUACAACGACUUCUCUGACGCCGACGUUUCUACGAUGGACGACGUUCAGAACACGGGCGAGACGUCACAGUACGAAUGGGAGGAGAACGUCUUGAGCGGAGGCGACUACGACGGACACGGAGCACCCGACGAAAACUGGGUUACUGACAAGUAUCUGUAUGAUUACGAGGAAGAUUGGAGUCCUUGGUCUCCGUGUAGCGCCUCGUGUGGUCGCCCUAGUCAGAGACGCACGCGCUCCUGCGGAUAUUCCUGUACGGCAACAGAGUCUCGUGUGUGUGACCUCCCGCCAUGUCCAGGAGAAGACGAUGCAGAGGAUUCAACAUUUCUGGGGACGCAGGAGGCGCAGAGCAUCGCUCCCACCCGCCAGUCAGCCCCCCAGGACAGCUGUGAGCGGUGGCUAUCCUGUAGGAGUGAGUUCCUCAGUAACUACCUCCAGCGGGUGCUGACUGAGUUGCCCAGCUGCCCGUGUGUCUUCCCUUCGGAGGCGGUGUACAGCUCCCUGGUGUUGCGGGAUGAGAGGCUGUCGAGCACUUUUCGUUGGCACGAUGCCAGCGGUCUGCGGGAGAGACUGGACAUCUACAACCCUGGCGCUCGCUUCUGUUUGCGUUCUUUGCUCUCGAGGGACAGCAGCAGCCUGGGAGCGCAGCAUUGCUGUUAUGACCAUUCCCUGAGACUAAUCACCCGGGGCCGUGCGGCUGGGAUCCCCAACCUCAUCAGUGCGGAGUUCUCCCCCGAACUUCAUUACAAGGCGGAUGUUCUGCCCUGGAUCCUGUGCAAAGGUGACUGGAGCCGGAUCCACCCCCUGCGGCCUCCUAACAACGGGAACGGCUGCCCUGAAAACCCCGCCGAGGAGGAGGAGUACCUGGCCCAGCAGCAGGAUGCCCAGGAAUUCUAGGAAACGCUAUGGACCAAGACACUGAAUGGCGUAGUGGGAGGAGCUUUCACAGAUUUGUAAUAUAUUGCACACAUGUAAUUAUACAUUUGAUAACUGAA